Molecule: messenger RNA, 495 nt
Organism: Heterostelium album PN500
Lineage: Eukaryota; Evosea; Eumycetozoa; Acytosteliales; Acytosteliaceae
Exons: 4
Coding region: 1-495 (164 amino acids)
Source: RefSeq, a predicted model, not a curated record
AUGGUGACUAUCGAUACUUUAAAGAAUGAAUUUUCGAAAUCAAUUGAUCGAAAAUCAGAUUGUACACUUUUAAUAUACAAAGAGAAUAGCAAAGAAUAUUUACGUUAUAAUCUUUAUCCACAUUGUAUUAAAUCAUUAAAUGAAUUCAAAAGUAGUGGCGGUGUUUUAGAUUCAACAAUCUCAAAUGUUAUCUUUGAUUAUCGUAGCGAGUUUGAUAGUAACAUUAUCGAUACACUAGUUCGAUCGAAUGUACAUUCAAUUCAAGCUCUUUAUCAAAAUGACAAAGUAGAGCAUUUACGGUUGCCGUCCAAUAUUAAAACAAUCAAAACGAAUUCACGAAUGAAUCCAUCGACUUAUCCAGAGCAAUUAGAAUCACUCGAAAUUCAUCUCGAUAGAGCCUCGUUCAGUGCAUCGAUUCAAUCGAAGCCGUUUGAAAAAUGCAAUGGAACCAAUCAAACUGAAAUCAUAGCAACUAUCUAUAACUUUAAUCCUUAA